Messenger RNA from Lachancea lanzarotensis, 1749 nucleotides. It is a transcript of the gene NPL4, whose product is annotated as LALA0S04e05248g1_1. The record is from RefSeq and is a predicted model, not a curated record. The transcript has a single exon. Lineage: Eukaryota; Fungi; Ascomycota; Saccharomycetes; Saccharomycetales; Saccharomycetaceae. Gene Ontology annotation, biological process: ubiquitin-dependent protein catabolic process. Gene Ontology annotation, molecular function: ubiquitin binding; ubiquitin protein ligase binding. The coding region runs from base 1 to 1749 and encodes 582 amino acids. Gene Ontology annotation, cellular component: nucleus.
AUGAUUCUUCGAUUCAGAACUCCAGAUGGAAUGUCACGCAUUGAAUGCGAGGGCUCUCAAAGUUUUGAUGCAGUUUUGAGCUUACUAGCUCCAAAAUUGAGUCCAAAUGCCGAUUUGAAUACUUUGAAAGUUGGUCCCGGGCCGCAGCAGAUGACGCUUGCACGCGAGAUUUGUAACCUUAGCAUUGCCCAGCUUGGAUAUAGUCACGGUGAGCUUUUAAAUGUCAGCUAUGAUAGAAAUGAGAGUGCAACUCAGCAGUUGACAGAGGGAGCUGCACAAGGUGCAGUGAAAGACCCAUCUCAGACCAGCGUAAAGAUUAGUUCUUCCAAAGAAGCUGGACCCCUCAAGAUCAAAGAAUUACCUGUUGACGAAGAACUCCAUAAAUUGGAUGGGUUGAUACCGCGGAAGCGAUCACCUCUCUGCAGACACGGUGAUAAAGGGAUGUGUGAAUACUGCAGUCCACUCCCCCCAUGGGACCGGGGGAACCAAAGCGAGCAUAAUAUAAAGCAUAUCUCAUUCCACGCACACCUGAGACAGCUCAAUGAACAGACGAAUAAAAAAGGAAGCGGAGGCUCUUACAUACCGCCCCUUUCGCAGCCCGAUUUCCGCAUAAACAAGAAUUGUCCAGGUGGACACGAACCUUGGCCUCGAGGCAUCUGUUCCAAGUGCCAGCCAUCGGCUAUAACGUUAAAACAGCAGGAUUUCAGAAUGGUUGAUCAUGUUGAAUUUCAGACAAGUGAGCUUAUUAACGAAUUUAUAGACAGUUGGAGAACCACGGGAACGCAACGGUUCGGCUUCAUCUAUGGCCAUUAUGCUCCCUACAGUGCCACGCCACUUGGGAUAAUAGCCAAGGCAGAGGCCAUAUACGAGCCUCCUCAACACGAUGAAGCAGACGGUUUGACUAUGGAUCCCGAACUUGUUGAGCUUGAAAUGGCCAGGAUUGACGCGGUUGCUCAAGACAUGGGACUCUCACGUAUUGGGAUGAUAUUUACAGAUUUGACGGAUACGGGAAAAGGGAACGGUUCUGUGUUUUGCAAACGUCAUAAGGACUCUUUUUUUUUGUCGUCCUUAGAGGUAACGAUGGCCGCGAGACAGCAAUUAAAGACACCCAAUGCAUGCAAAUUCAGCGAACAAGGAUUCUAUUCGUCGAAAUUCGUCACUUGCGUAAUUUCCGGUAACAUCCAGGAAGAAGUUGAUAUUUCUACGUAUCAGGUGUCGACGGACGCGGAGGCCCUGGUUCAGGCUGACAUGAUUACUGGCUCGACACAUCCUUCGAUGGCGUACAUCAACGAUACAAAUGAGGAUCGGUACGUUCCAGAGCUCUUCUACAUGAGAAGAAACGAGUACGGUCUGUUGGUAAAAGAAAAUGCCAAACCUGCAUUUCCGGUAGACUAUUUGCUGGUUACUGUGACGCACGGAUUUCCCACGGCGGAGGCUCCAUCGAAACCUUUGUUUUCAACCGUGACAGGUUUCCCAUGGGCCAAUCGGCAGGUCCUUGGUCACUCCCAGGAUUAUGCACAGCUGAAGCAGUACUUGUACGAGGCUGCCAUGUCUGGUGAUUUCCAACUACUGCAGGAGAAACUAUCGAAUUUCCAUUUCCUGCUAUAUGUGCAUUCGCUACAGAUUUUAGGGCUACAGGAAUGGCAGCUGCUGUGCAAAGCGGCAACCGGGGAUUCCACUGCCGUGUUCCAGCUAGUAGACUCACCAGAAUGGCAAACUUUGAUCAUGAUUUUACAAGAGUCCGUAUAG